UCAGGUGAAUUAACGUGCGCGCGCACGCGUUUGCGUGUCAGGUGAGCGUUUUUAUCUGAAGUCAGGAGAUGGUUGGCACCAUGAGUGCUGAAACUGUGAAAGACGACUACGACUACUCAGACUGGUACGAAAAUGCAUUGCCCACCAAACCUCCUGUCGAAGUUAUCCCACCAUGUGACCCCACAGCUGAUGAAGGCCUCUUCCACAUAUGCAUUGCUGCAAUAUCUCUGGUGGUCAUGCUGGUGCUCGCCAUCCUGGCCAGACGACAGAAGCUGGGUGACAAUCAAAGAGGACUUACAGGUUUACUCAGCCCAGUAAACUUUUUAGACCACACACAACACAAGGGUCUUGCUGUAGCCGUGUAUGGCGUUCUCUUCUGCAAGCUGGUUGGAAUGGUCCUCAGUCACCAUCCGCUUCCUUUCACUAAAGACGUCACGAACAAAGAGUUCUGGCUGAUCCUGGCUCUGUUGUACUACCCCGCGUUGUACUACCCUCUUCUGGCCUGCGGUACGCUGCAUAACAAGGUGGGUUACGUCUUGGGCAGCCUGCUGUCGUGGACGCACUUUGGAGUUCUGGUCUGGCAGAAGGUGGACUGUCCCAAAACGCCACAGAUCUAUAAGUACUAUGUGCUGUUCAGCAGCCUUCCUCAGAUUGCUUGUCUGGCUUUUCUUAGUUUCCAGUAUCCGCUGCUUCUGUUCAAAGGCUUACAGAACACUGAGACGAGCAACGCCUCUGAGGACCUCAGUAGCAGUUAUUACAGAGAUUAUGUGAAAAAGAUUCUCAAGAAGAAAAAGCCCACCAAAAUCAGUUCCAGCGCAUCAAAACCCAAACUGUUUGAAAGACUCAGAGAUGCUGCCAAGUCUUACAUCUACACACCAGAGGAUGUUUUUAGGUUCCCUUUGAAACUAGCGAUCUCUGUGGUUGUGGCGUUCAUUGCGAUUUAUCAGAUGGCGCUCUUACAGGUCACAGGCGUGCUGCCCACCCUACACAUCGUCCGAAGAGGAGUAGACGAAAACAUUGCCUUCCUGUUGGCCGGUUUCAAUAUCAUCCUGUCAGAUGACCGUCAGGAGGUGGUCAGGAUUGUAGUGUACUAUCUGUGGUGUGUGGAAAUUUGCUAUCUGUCAGCGGUUACCCUGUCCUGCCUGCUCAACCUGAUCAUGCUCAUGAGGUCCAUGGUCCUGCACAGGUCUAAUCUGAAGGGACUGUACAGAGGAGACGUGUUUAAUGUGUAUAACUGCCACAGGAGCAUCCGACCGUCCCGGCCCGCGCUGGUCUGCUGGAUGGGCUUCACCAGCUAUCAGGCCGCCUCUAUCUGUCUCGGCAUGGUGAUCCAGACUCUGGUGUUCUUCAUCUGCAUUCUGUUCGCUGUCUUCCUCAUCAUCAUCCCCAUUCUGUAUGGCACCAAUCUCAUGCUGUUCCACAUUAUCGCCAACAUGUGGCCCUUCUGGCUGAUGCUGUUCCUGGCUGUGCUGAUCCAGCAUGUGACCUCCAGGUUUUUGUUCAUCAAGAAGGACGCAGGAACAAGAGAUCUGAACAACAGAGGAAGUCUGUUUCUUCUCAGCUACAUGCUGUUCCUAGUUAAUGUCAUGGUUGGUGUUAUAGUGGGCAUUUGGAGGAUAGUCACCACUGCCCUUUUCAACAUAGUCCACUUAGGACGCUUGGAUAUCAGCCUUCUCAACCGCAACGUCGAGCCGUUUGACCCAGGGUACCGCUGCUACGCUCAUUACCUGAAGAUCGAGGUGAGCCAGUCUCACCCCGUGAUGAAGGCCUUCUGCGGGCUGCUGCUGCAGACCUCAGGCCAGGACAGUCUGUCCGCGCAGAGGAUGAGAGAUGCUGAAGAAGGUAUUCAGCUGGUCCAGCAAGAGAAGAAGCAGAACAAGGUGUCCAACGCCAAGCGGGCACGAGCGCACUGGCAGCUCCUCUACACACUGGUCAACAACCCGUCUUUGGUGGGCACCAGGAAACAUUUCCAGCGCCAGAGCUCUGAAAGCUUCAUCAACGGAGCCCUCAACCGGACCUCCAAGGAGGGCAGCAAAAAGGAAGACAGCAUCAAGGAGCCUAGCAAAGAAGCAGAAAGCGCCGCCACCAACAACUGAGGACUGAAAUCACCAUGUGGAGAAGGAGAUCGGCCCUCCCUGCCCCCAGCCUCUUCAUACUUAAUGGCUGCUGGCCAGAUAUUGAUGAUAGUAUUAUUUGCUUUGGUGUAGCAGAGAAGCACAUGUGUUUUAGCUAAGUGCACUUACAGCUCAGUGCCUCAGGAAGAACUUCAUGCAGUUGUAGUUAACGGAUCCUUUGCACAUGUGUGUGGAUGAAUGGAUGGAUGGAUUGUGUCCUUUGUUGCAUGUGUGAGUGAGACUAUCUCUCCUUCUUGGACUUAGAGUAUCAGGAAAUUUAGUUUGGCACUGAACUCCCAUCUAACCGCUUGAUGCGAGGUUAGUAUGUGUGACUAUUUAUGAAUGUACAGGUUCUGCUCGUUUGCAAAUUGACGAAUUAUUCAUUUCCACUCAGCAUCUUCAGUUUUGCACUCAUUGGUGUGACCAGUGGUGAGAAUGUUCUUAUCAUAGAUGAAACCAAUAAUGUUCAUUAUGGGUUGAUCUGUGUCUGUUCUCGUUAAGACAACAUCUGCUGUAAUUAUAUUACAAUUGUUUCCAUCUCUGACAAAAUAUAGGCGAUCUGUCUCACAUUGACACUUAAGUUUGAUAUUUCCCUCUUUUAUGUCUUGUUCUGCUACCUACCGCAUAUUUGUGAUUGAAAUGAAAUAAAUAUUAAAAAAUAAAAAGUAUGCUCCCUCCCUGUGUUGAAUUAAGGGAAAUAGUGCCAUCUCCAGCGUCGCGUAAAGACGUGUCAAUCAGCAGCAUGAUUUUAUAUUUUAAUGAAACCAAAUGAAAACCAUUUAAAUCAGUAUGCACACGAAUUUUUUUUUUCCGUGCAGUGGUAUGAUUCAUAGGGUUAUUACGAAUAGCCUAUUUAAAAUAAAUAGCUUUGACUAGACAGCUGUUGAGAGAGCGCAACUAUUCCGCAAUCACAUGUUU
This is a messenger RNA of Onychostoma macrolepis, 3032 nucleotides long. It is a transcript of the gene stra6, whose product is annotated as signaling receptor and transporter of retinol STRA6. Gene Ontology annotation, cellular component: plasma membrane. Gene Ontology annotation, molecular function: retinol transmembrane transporter activity; signaling receptor activity. Gene Ontology annotation, biological process: vitamin A import into cell. The transcript is spliced from 18 exons. The record is from RefSeq and is a predicted model, not a curated record. NCBI's taxonomy places the organism in Eukaryota, Metazoa, Chordata, Actinopteri, Cypriniformes, Cyprinidae. The coding region runs from base 69 to 2096 and encodes 675 amino acids.